GCAUCAAACCCUAACCCUGAGCUCCAGCUGCCACCGAUGGCGCCGCCGCCCACGCCCUCUCCGCGGCCGGGGCCGCCGCCCACGCCGCAGGCGGGGAUGGCGACCCCGCUCAGGACGCCCGCCUCGAAGCACCGCCUCCACUUCCCGGCCACGACGCCGAGGAACGGUAACGGCGGAGGCGGAGGCGGCGCCGCGGCCACGGAGCACCCGGUGGAGGUGAUCGGCCGCAUCCGGAACCUCGCCGCGGGGGCGGGCGGCGCGUCGGCGCUGGAGAUCGCCGGCGGGGGCACCGCCGUGCGCGUCCGCGGGGACGCCGGCGGGUGCCGCGACUUCACCCUCGACGGCGUGUCGGUCUCCGAGGAGGAGGACCUGGAGGGGUUCUACCGCCGGUUCGUGCGCUCGCGGAUCGAGGGGGUGCGUGUGGGCGCCAAGUGCACCGUCAUGGUGUACGGCCCCACCGGCUCCGGGAAGAGUCACACCAUGUUCGGCUGCGCCAAGCAGCCCGGGAUCGUGUACCGGGCGCUCAGGGACAUACUAGAGGGAGGAAGAGGAGGAGGUAACUCGAGUGGGGGUGAAAACGAUGGCCGCGGCGAGGACGAUGCCGGGUUCGGGAUGGGGCUGUUCGUGCAGGUUGCUGUACUUGAGAUAUACAACGAGGAGAUCUACGAUUUGCUAGUUGGGAGCGGAGCGAAUGCAAAAGGAAACGCCCCCAAGGCGAGGCUAGAAGUAAUGGGGAAGAAAGCCAAGAAUGCAACUUACCUAUCUGGAAAUGAAGCAGGGAAGAUAUCAAAAGAAGUUGCCAAAGUGGAGAAGCGGCGCAUUGUCAAGAGCACACUUUGUAAUGAGAGGAGUUCACGAAGCCACUGCAUGAUAAUCUUGGACGUUCCAUCGGUGGGGGGCAGGCUCAUGCUUGUAGAUAUGGCUGGUUCUGAGAACAUAGAAGCAGCAGGUCAAACUGGAUUUGAAGCCAAAAUGCAGACCGCGAAGAUUAACCAAGGGAACACAGCUUUAAAACGAGUGGUUGAGUGUAUUGCUAAUGGUGAUUCGCAUGUUCCAUUUCGAGACAGCAAGCUCACAAUGCUAUUACAGGAUUCAUUUGAGGACGACAAAUCAAAAAUCCUGAUGAUUCUCUGUGCAAGUCCUGACCCAAAGGAAUUGCACAAGACAGUUUCUACAUUGGAGUAUGGUGCUAAGGCGAAGUGCAUUAUCCGAGCUGCCCACGCUGCAACACCAAGGGACAAAAUGAGCUCUGAAGAGUCAUCAACAAUGCUGAAUUCAAGAAUUGUUGCAAUGAACCAGUUCAUCUACAAUCUCCAGAAGGAGAAUAAGCUAAGGGAGAAAGAGCGCAAUGAGGCCCAGAGUGUGCUAAGGAAAAAGGAAGAGGAGCUUGCGCAGCUCAGGGCAAAGCUCAAGCUCAUUGAAGGUCAGGGUGCAGCUGCGAAGGAGGAGGAGAUCAACUCAAAGGUUAUGGAGAAGACCCAGACAUUGAGGACUGAGCUAAUGAAGAUGGAAGAGAAAAUGCUUAGGCAGCAGCAAGAACUCUUUGCUUUGCAACAACGUCUGAAGGAGGCUGAGCGUGAAAAGCCUGUGCAGCAGGAUAUCAUCGGAGGUAGACUGUUGGCACGUUUAUCAGAGAUGUCUGUAAGGGCGGAUCAGUCCAUGUCAAUGGACAUGUCCAUUGAUUUUGAUGCGGGAGAUCAGCCAGCUGUGCAAGACGUGAACGUGAUCAAGGAGGAUACUCACCAGCAGGGCCAGAUGUGGAACCAGACAAACUCUGCAGGCUCUUGCACCAGCGCUGUGGAGCAAGAAGAUGUUGUAAGACUGUCCGGGUACCCAGAAAAGGUGGCCCUGAGCACUGUAUUUGAGGAGGGAGAUGAAGAAGAAGAAGACAAGGACAGUGGCGUUGAAGAAGAAGUGUGCAAGGAGGUUGUCGAAGAGAGCUAUGUAAUGCAACAACCGCUUGCAGAGCCUGAAGACCCUGCCACAAGGAACAACCGGAUUCAGAACAUUUUCAGGCUUUGCGGGAACCACCGAGAGAUUGCCAAGCACUCGAGUGUCCAGUCACCGGCAAAGCAGGCGUUCAGGGAUGAGCACAGUGAGCCUGCAAAGCAAGUAUUCGGUGAUGAAAACAUGCAGCCUGCAAAGCAAAUAUUCGGAGAUGAGAACGUGAAGCCUGCAAAGCAAGUGUUUGGAGAUGAGAACAAGGACCCGUCAGCAUGGGGAGCAAUGGAACCCCCGAUGUGCGACGUCAGAGUGACCGACAGCCCAGUAUCCUCGCAGCUUUCACCCAUCGUCUGCCAAGUCGUGGACGAGGCCAAGCUGCUACCAGUCUCGGAGCAGCAGACGAAAGCUCCCCAUGAUGAGAGGGAGAACAACAGAGCUUCCGGACAGGAGCAAGAGGGCUUGCUUGAUGUCUACAUCAAAUGGGAGUCUGGUCAUCUGAUAAAAGGCCUGAAAUUGCUGAGCACCUCGUGCCUCUCUGACCUCAGGAAGCUCCUGGAGGCUCACUUCGAAGAAGCAGGCAGCAAGCAGAAGCACCAGUUCACCUUCCUCCUCCUCGGGGAUCCUUGCGGCGCGCCGGUGUCCAAAGAGAAGGAGGCAGGGGUGCCGAUAGGCAAGCUGCCCAACUUCAACAACCAGCCCAACUGCUUCCUGGCCUGCUUGCGCGCCGUCAAGAAGCCGGCGGCGGCGGAGCAGCUGCCGUUCAGCCCACUGGAGAGCAAGCUCAAUUCGGCAUUGAACGACGUGCACCGCGCCGCCCUCUCGCCGAAGGUCGCUCCCCAGAUGAGCCCUAACUACAUCCGCGAGCUCAGAGCUUGAGCUUGAGCUCUUCCAGCAGAAGAAAGAAUGGAAGUAGAUUCUUUUCGUUGGUUGUCACCGGCGGCAUUUCACGGUGACAACGAUGUAUCAUCAUCAUCAUCUAUUUUUAUGAUCUAUGUCUUUUUAUUUUCUGUAAAUUUGCUUAGCUAGUCUGGUUCUGCAAACCUCAACUCUGUAACCAUGUUACACGAGUGAAUGUGGCUUAAAAAGACAUUGUGGUCAUGCGUCUGUGGCC
Molecule: messenger RNA, 3055 nt
Organism: Oryza brachyantha (malo sina)
Lineage: Eukaryota; Viridiplantae; Streptophyta; Magnoliopsida; Poales; Poaceae
Product: kinesin-like protein KIN-10A
Exons: 6
Coding region: 37-2820 (927 amino acids)
Biological process (GO): microtubule-based movement
Cellular component (GO): microtubule; kinesin complex
Molecular function (GO): microtubule binding; microtubule motor activity; ATP binding
Source: RefSeq, a predicted model, not a curated record